AGAGAGAGAGAGUAAUCAUGGGUCCAUUGUGUAUUUGUAUCAGUAAAGUAGGCUGUGGCCCUGCCCAGUGAGGUCUAGUGACAAAGUGUUUAUAUUGCAUGUGGAUUUUCCACCUUGGCACAAAUACCAAGUGGGAAAGCAAACAAUCACCAGCUUUUAAUUUGAACAGCAAAGUUGCCGGUUCUCAGUCUCAGGGAUGACGCUCCCAAAGACCAGGAUUUUUUCUUUGAUGCUUCUCAGCUCAAUUUUUGUACUAGUUCUAUUAUCAUGGGGACUUUUCUCAAGAAAUAUUAGCUUUGCUACUGUCUCAGGAAUAAGCAAACACAUGUAUGAGGAUAUAAUAGGAAACUUGACUCCACACGCACAUGCAGCUGAAACUGUUGAUUCCACUAAAACAAACCCAGUGACGAAGCAAAAAGCGGCUCAGAUGAGCGUCUCACAUGCAGUUGUGGCUGAGACUCCGAUGCCCAUCCUCAACAGAAGCUCCUUUAAGAAGUGUCCUCAGUGGGAUUUUGAUGAUGUCUAUAACCAGGACGCUCCACCCAGACUGUGGACCUGUGCCGAGUCUCUGAGAAACUCUGAGGAUGAGAGCUUCAAGAAGGCUUUCCUUCCCAACAUACGUCUGUUUCUGCACAAGGACAACAUCAACAUGAGCGAGUGGAACCGGCUCUCACAUUUUAACAAUCCUUUUGGUUUUAUGCAGUUCCCCUACAAAGAAGUGAUGAGUGCAGUGAAGUUGAUCCCGACAAAAGAGCCGCUGCUCUUUCCAAAGCCAGGCAAUGGCGGGUGUAUCCGCUGUGCUGUGGUGGGCACCGGGGGGAUCCUCAACGGCUCCAGAAUGGGGGAAGAAAUUGACGCUCACGAUUACGUUUUCCGGAUGAAUGGUGCAGUCAUUGAUGGUUUUGAGGAGGACGUAGGAAACAGAACUUCGGUGUAUGUUCACACAGCCCACUCCAUUACAGCAUCGCCAUAUUUCUUCAGGAAGUACGGAUACAAAGCUGCCCCUCACGACGAGGGUAUAAAAUACGUGAUGAUCCCUGAGGGGAUGAGGGAUUACAAUUGGCUUCGGGGUCUUCUGAGAGGAGAAAGGAUUGUUAAUGGCUCAUAUAAAAACACAAGACCGAGGACGUACUACUCCGGGCAGUACAAUGAGUCCCGCUUCUAUGUUCUGCACCAGGAUUUCCUCAGAUAUGUUCGAAACAGGUUCUUAAAGUCGGCUCAUCUGAAUGCUUCAUACUGGGCAAUAGUCAGACCAACCAAUGGGGCAUUCGCUAUCUUCCUGGCUCUGCACACCUGUGACACUGUGAACGUUUAUGGAUUCAUAACUGCGGACUACAAAAAAUACAACAACUACUAUUGUCAGAAAAACAUCAAAACUCGUGUCAUUUUCUAUGCCAAUCAUGACUAUAACCUGGAGAUGAAAACAUGGAAAAAACUACAUGACAGCAAAGUACUGAAGCUAUAUCAAAGACCGGACUCAGAACCAGAGACAGAAAAGCCAAGGUAACACUGACACUGUCACACUGAGAGUGACAGUAAUGGCGUCUGGAAUCUAGGUCAUUUUUUUAAACUGUUAUUUUCUUAUUCUUUAUCCAAAAGAUAUGACUUUUCUUGAUUUUUAAAAGAUAUAUAUUUGACCCUCUUUGAUAUAAAUGUGGUGGACAUAUUACAAGUAACACAUCUUUUUCUCUUUUAUUGUAAAUCUGUAUCUUUUGUUAUGUUUUUAUAUUUUAUUACUUUGUAAAGCACUUUGAAUCACCAUGUUGUAUGAAAUGUGCUAUAUAAAUAAAGUUGCCCUUUCUACGUGCACACAGUUUAGAAACUAUUGACUCCAACAUGAACAUAAAGUUUAACCCUCAGUUUUCUUGUGCUGCAUUCAGACACCUUUCACUAGUAUUGAAACCUCUGACAGCUCAAAUAAAAUUAUUUUCAUUUCUUUCAAAAACAUGGGAAAAACAUAAUGGGCAACUUGGCAAGAAAUGCCCCACAAACUCAAAAAAAAAAAAAAAAAAGAAAUAAAAGGAAGAGUACGAGGUGUCUAAAAGAUGUGGGUAGUUUCAUGUAAUCGUGUUUUCACAUUUUUUUGUUGUAAUGCAGUUGCUGUUAAUCUGUCAGUCUGUUUCUGGUUUGUUUUUUGUUCAUAAGGCAGCACAUUGUGUAUUCUGUGGCUAUAACCUUGUGUAACAUCAGAUAAUCUGAGUCAUUGUAAACAAUGUUCAUACUGUGUGUGGCUUCAUCGGUUACUUCAUCCUAAGUGAACCACAGUCAACAGUUAUAGUCAACGCAACUAGUUCCAGUAUAUCUGAUGGGACGGGUAACAUUUUCAUGCCAUCAAUUUAAAGAAUUAAUCUUAAAUUAAAUGUGAUCAGUUGGUCUGAUGGUUGGGCCACCACUAGUCAUAAAGCUUUGUCUAGACGUUCAUGGUUCCCAGAAGAUGAAACUUGAUUAUUAUGAUGAUCUCCUGAUCUGUCAGCAGUUUAAAGAGUAACUUAUGUUUUAUUUCAACAUGUUAUAUGUUUAAGUGACUAAAAGGAGCUACAAUUUUUGAAACUGGUCCAGCAUUGAGCAAGAGGGUGGCAGCUGGCAGUUGUGAAACAAGCUGCAGUGUAAUCAAUCUGGGCAUUUGUACAUCAUCAAAUUACAUCCACUAAAAAUAUUUGCAGGAUCUGAUUGUUAUUGUAAGUGUCUGACAACACGUAAAAAGAAUUCCUUCAGAAACAAACCUUUUUGUUUAACCACAAUCAGCCCCAAAACUGUAUUUAAACCCACCAGACUCAGUUUAGAUAAACAAUAAUUUAAGGAUGUAUAGAGCCAGAAUAUUUUCAUAUCUAAUUGAGCGAACUAAGUGUUUAUUUCAACCAAACAGGAGUUGGUGAUUGUUGAAACAGUGUUAAUAUGAAAAAAGAAUAUUUUUCUGAGUUUUAUUUCGUCUCUAUCUACUUUGAGUGAAGUGUGUUUUACGAUGAUAAAAUUACUGUUUGUCUAAAUGGAGUCUGGUGAGUUUGUCUAUAGCAAUUUUGGGGCUGCUUCAGGUUAAACAAAUGCAUUUUGUUCUUUAAAAAAAGGUAAUUUCUGAAGGAAUACUUUCCAUAAUGUUGGCAGACAAUUAUUACAACAAUCUGAGUCUGUCGGUGGCAAAACAAGCACAUUUAAUGGAUGUAAACUGAUGGUAGACAAAUGCCCCCAGUGGUUACACUGCAGCCUGUUUUUCUGCUAGUCUUCUCAUUUAAUACUGGACCAAUUUUUUCAAAAGAAAUGUUGUUCCUAUUAGUCACUUAGGAUGCUAGUUAGUUAGUUUUUAAAUCUGAAGAUAUGAUAUACUUAACCCACAGCUAAGACAAUAGACUUAAAACUGGAGAUGUAAUAAUUUAAAUAUAUAAUAAAUUCUUGACAUUUGA
Messenger RNA from Plectropomus leopardus (leopard coralgrouper), 3398 nucleotides. Its product is annotated as alpha-N-acetylgalactosaminide alpha-2,6-sialyltransferase 1-like. Lineage: Eukaryota; Metazoa; Chordata; Actinopteri; Perciformes; Serranidae. Gene Ontology annotation, biological process: oligosaccharide biosynthetic process. The record is from RefSeq and is a predicted model, not a curated record. Gene Ontology annotation, molecular function: alpha-N-acetylgalactosaminide alpha-2,6-sialyltransferase activity.